This is a messenger RNA of Bombyx mori (domestic silkworm), 531 nucleotides long. NCBI's taxonomy places the organism in Eukaryota, Metazoa, Arthropoda, Insecta, Lepidoptera, Bombycidae. The record is from the annotation of a RefSeq genome assembly.
AUUAAAAUAAUUUUAUCUUCUAUAUUAAUUAUAAUAACAAGAAUUAUAUAUUUUAUAAAUCAUCCACUAUCUAUAGGAAUAAUAAUUCUAAUACAAACAAUAAUUACAUGUAUAAUUAGAGGAAUACUAGUUAAAACAUAUUGAUUUUCAUAUAUUUUAUUUUUAAUUUUUUUAGGUGGAUUAUUAGUAUUAUUUAUUUAUGUUUCUAGAAUUGCAUCUAAUGAAUUAUUUUUAUUUAACUUAAAUAUAAAAAUAUUAAAUAUUAUUAUUAUAAUAAUUAUUAUUAUUAUAAUAAUAUAUUUUAUUAAUAUUAAAUAUAAUAAUUUAAUUGAAAAUAACUCAGAAAUAAAUAAAUUAUUUACAAAAAUAUUAUUUUUUAAUGAUGAAAACAAAAUUAAUUUAAACAAAAUAUAUAAUAAUCAAACAUCAUUUUUAACAAUAAUAUUAAUUAUUUAUUUAUUUGUUAAUUUAGUAGCAGUAGUAAAAAUUACAAAUAUUUUUUAUGGACCAUUACGAUCAUCAAAUAAAUAA